This is a messenger RNA of Dothidotthia symphoricarpi CBS 119687, 573 nucleotides long. RefSeq lists its product as uncharacterized. The record is from RefSeq and is a predicted model, not a curated record. NCBI's taxonomy places the organism in Eukaryota, Fungi, Ascomycota, Dothideomycetes, Pleosporales, Dothidotthiaceae. The transcript is spliced from 3 exons. The coding region runs from base 1 to 573 and encodes 190 amino acids.
AUGAGUCCAAGACUGCACAGGAAGGGCGUUACUGCACCGGCAUGGUAUCCCGUGCUGAUCGAACCCACGCCAGAUAUUAGUGAUCAGCCGCCUCUCGACUAUCCCUUUCCGUUGAUCUCGCGAAUCUCCCUCAGCUUGCUACAUCUCGCUCCGUUCUUGUCUACCGCUCUCGCUCGAUAUACACGCCCGCCAGCCGUUUCCUCCAAACUCAACCCAAACUCAACAUCGAACUCAACAUGGGAGGAGAAUGCCCCAACUGCCGUGGAAACGGGUCAACAAAGUGCGAUGACUGUAACGGCACCGGCUGCUGCAACUGCAAGAGGAGCGGAAGGCAAAAAUGCCAUGUGUGCGAGGGCGCAGGCGUCAUCCACACCAAUAAUUGAGGUCGCAAGCAAAACCCUGGGGCAUCUGCGAGAGCAAUCAAGAGGAUAUGGGCUGGGGGGCUCAGGAAGCUCCAGGUUGUGCGUCGUUGUCAUUACGGCGCAAUCACCCGUCGUCAAUAUCCACCGGCACCCAACACGCCAUCUGUCGAUUGUGCAGGUCACCGACAGACCCCCGCAAAACACACCCUGA